AGAAGAUGUGUUUAUUCAUGGGCAGGCUGUACAGUGCGUGCGCAAAGGAUUGUGGGCUCGGCGCGUAUGUUUCCAUCAUGGCGGCGUCAAUUUCGGGAUACACUUUUAGUUCUGUGUGCUAUCACAGUGCCAACAGCAAUUCUGACCAUGAGGGCUUCCUGUUGGGAGAAGUGAGACAAGAGGAAACUUUAAACAUCAGCGACUCGCACAUCGGUAGCUCAGAAUUCCUCACUGUAAUAGAGGUCCAUAAUCAUGAACCUUGUGCACAACUGUUUAGCUUUUAUGACUAUGCAGGUAACAUCAAUGAAGAAAAUCUCAACAGAAUCCUCAAGGAUAGAAGAAAAAAUGUUAUCGGCUGGUACCGGUUUCGAAGGAACACCCAACAGCAGAUGUCAUUUAGGGAGCAGGUGAUCCAUAAGCAGUUGACCAAUAUACUUGGCAUCCCAGAUCUGGUCUUCCUCCUCUUCAGUUUCAUCUCCACAGCCAAUAGUUCCACACAUGCUUUGGAGUAUGUGCUCUUCAGGCCCAACAGAAACAGGUAUAAUCAGAGGAUAUCUCUAAGCAUCCCAAACCUGGGCAACACCAGUCAACAGGAAUAUAAAGUCUCAUCUGUGCCGAAUACCUCCAAGAACUACGCCAGUGUCAUUAAAGAACAUGGGACUGACUUCUUUGAUAAGGAUGGGGUGAUGAAAGACAUUCGAGCUAUUUUUCAGGUGUACAGUGCCCUUCAAGAAAGAGUGCAGGCGGUGUGUUGUGAAGUAGAUCAAAGUGAACGAGUGAGGGAGAAAAUCCAAGAAGAAGUGAACAAACUCAAAGAGGAAAUCGCUCUCAGGAAACGUAACAGCGCUGAGGAAGAGAGAAGACUUCAAGAGGCAGCCGCUGUCACGCUUCCCGAUAACUCUGCCCUUCCCGACUCCUCACACUCUUCGCUGACUCGAGUCGUGCUCUCAGGUCCCUCGGUGGAGCCCAAUGUAGAGAGACCCGUAAACUCGACGUCUCCACCAAUCUACAGCACCACACUGCCUCCAGAUUCACCAAGCGCUAUACUACUACCGCGGCCCCAAGCCGUGGGCUCGCCCGGCCACCCAUCUCCCAGUUUGGGCCUGGGCAACGGAGACGGCUCGAGCUCAGAUUCCCUGAACCGCCAGGCCACCGGCCAGGAAGACCAGGAGGAUGAGGAUGAGGACGACGACAGUAGCGAGUAUGAAAAUUUAGUUAGUGAGCAAUUGCAGUCACCUUCCUUAUCGGAAGCUGUUACAUUAGGACGACCGGCUACCCUGUGGCCCGACGGAGAUGCCCACAGCCCUCCGGGCUCAUAGUAAUUGAACAAACGAACAGAACUACAGGUGAUCGUGAGGCCGGUGGUGUUCACAACAAACAAGCACUUGCCUUUUGUGUCCUGUUGUACACAUUUAACAGCUCUGUUCAGGGGACGUCAUCGGGUUGUGACGGACUCCGAAGUGGCGAUGGAAUGAUGUUCCCAUCUAUGUGGACCGACGGACCCCCUUUUCUCCGUUUCAUGCUCUUUGUUUGGUUGGAGAGGUGCAUCCUGCUUAUCUCGGCGUCUGCUACUCACUGGAGUCAUUCAGUUCUUGCACCAUUUACCUCUUGCACUGUUUUGCCUUCAUUUGAUCUGCGUUUAAAUAGAAAAGCAAAGGGAAAGAUGACUUUUUUUGCGGCCUUCAAACACAUCUCUGUGUGAGCUUAAACCAUGACUUGUUCACUGUCUCGCUUCAUAAAUCUGAAUGGACAAAAAAAGAAAAGGAAAAAAAAUCAGCAGUUAUAAUAAGUGCUUAGGACUGCAGCUGCUUGACACUUGAACAGUUUUUGUUCUAGAAAAUUUAUUUUAUUUUUGGUUUUAUUAGUUAUAUUGGAUUUAAUUGAGUAAUAUAAUGGCCUAUUCAUGGGGGGGGAUAAUUUUUGGUCAAUGAUUAUAUAAUUUUCUUUAAUAAGGGGUGCUUGUAUUUUUUAUGACAUACUGUAGAUCACUACUAAUUUCAUUGGCUUAAAUCAAACACGUUUUUGUCCUGAUGAAUGAACCGAUGAUUAUAUUAUAUUUUGCUGCACUUCAAACUUUUUCCAUUGAGCUUUAACUGAUUUUAACGGUUGUGCGGUUUGAUGGAGCCAAUCAGAAACUGGAAGGGUCAAAAUGCAGCAUCAUCGAUCUCAGGAUUGUUUUACAGUACCAGGACUGUUGCUUUCUCUCAUCAUCUUGGCCACAUGUCUUUGUUCAUUAGUUGAGAAUAUAUGAUCGCUUUACUCAAAGCAAUGCAGCGGUGGAUCAGUUUAGCGCUCUAUGAUAAUGUGAAAUAAAGAUUUCAGCCAUAUGCAGCAGAACUUAGA
Messenger RNA from Ctenopharyngodon idella (grass carp), 2343 nucleotides. It is a transcript of the gene abraxas2, whose product is annotated as abraxas 2, BRISC complex subunit. Gene Ontology annotation, biological process: protein K63-linked deubiquitination; mitotic spindle assembly; attachment of spindle microtubules to kinetochore. Gene Ontology annotation, molecular function: microtubule binding; polyubiquitin modification-dependent protein binding. The transcript is spliced from 9 exons. The record is from RefSeq and is a predicted model, not a curated record. Bases 6 to 1319 code for a protein of 437 amino acids. Gene Ontology annotation, cellular component: nucleus. Lineage: Eukaryota; Metazoa; Chordata; Actinopteri; Cypriniformes; Xenocyprididae.